GUCAGUCUCAGAUGAGGUGGAGUGGAAGAGUGUCUGUAUGUACAUUUGUCUCUCUGCACCUGCCGCUGUGUUGAUGUAUGUCUGAGUCGAGCACUGAGGGCCGUUCAUCUGGGGAACAUGUUCAGCCUUAUCAAGCUUCAGCGUGUCUUCAAUGUCCACCAAGUGCCUAAAGCAUUUCAGGAGGACAGCAUCAUCUCUGGAUAUCGACACCCCCGUAGUUCAGCCACAGACUGUGUGUUUAGUCUCUUUCAGCUCACCAAUGAGACCCUCAAUGUCUGGACACACUUUCUACCAACAUGGUAUUUUCUCUGGAAGUUGAUGACAGUGUUGUUGAUGGAGGAUGCGUGGUACGAUACGUACACAUGGCCUCUGCUGGUCUUCUUGUUCUCCUGCUGUGUGUAUCCUCUGGCCUCCAGCUGUGCCCACACCUUCAGCACCAUGUCUACCCGCGCUCGCCACAUCUGCUACUUCUUUGACUACGGAGCGCUCAGCCUGUACAGCCUCGGUUCAGCGAUCAGCUACUCUGCAUAUGUUUUUCCUGACGCAUGGGUGAACGGCACAUUUCAUGCAUACUACAUUCCUGCAGCUGUGCUAAACACCAUCCUCGCAACCAGCAUGGCCUGCUACUCCAGGCUUGGCAUACCAUUCCUUCACUAUAACCAUGACACCGAUGAAAGAUACCUGGAGAGACAGAGCCCACGGCUGAGUAAAGUGUUGCGAAUUCUUGCCUUUGCCUACCCUUACCUGUUUGACAACAUUCCUCUCUUCUACAGGUUGUUUCUGUGUGUAGGUGAGGGUUGCACUGAUAAUGAAGCAAACUCCAUUCAUGUUUAUCACACAUUGCUGGCUUUUCUCACCAGCUUCCUGUUUGCAACACACUUACCUGAGAGACUGGCACCUGGGCGCUUUGAUUACAUAGGCCACAGCCAUCAACUGUUUCACGUGUGUGCAAUAAUUGGGACACACUUCCAGAUGAAGGCCAUUGAAGCUGACAUGGUGCUGAGACAGCCACAGCUGCUGGUCGCUGCUCCUCCUAUCACGUUUAAUAACACUGUUGGAUCGGCUCUGGCUUGCGUCUGCAUCAGUCUGGGGAUCAUAUGUCUUUAUAGUCUACCUCUGUUGUACGGCUCCUCAGAAACACACCCAACAAAAACUGAAGGAAAGAAAUGCAAGCACUAAAUGCUACUUGAGACAGUUACAACGGUUAUUAUGAAAAUAUAUCUAGGACGUUCUUACUGGGUAUUACGUUAUAAAAA
Molecule: messenger RNA, 1256 nt
Organism: Puntigrus tetrazona (Sumatra barb)
Lineage: Eukaryota; Metazoa; Chordata; Actinopteri; Cypriniformes; Cyprinidae
Gene: paqr5b
Product: progestin and adipoQ receptor family member Vb
Exons: 8
Coding region: 118-1179 (353 amino acids)
Cellular component (GO): membrane
Molecular function (GO): signaling receptor activity
Source: RefSeq, a predicted model, not a curated record